UAAUAUUGCAGAACACACUGUACAGAAAGAAGCCGCGGAUUUGAUUUUACGCUGCUAGCAAGUUAGCACUCACUUGUGUUUGUGCACUGUUGUUAUGCAACAUUUUCUACCGUCUCUGAUAAUGAAACUGUUUUGAUAGCCAGGGCCAAAACUCCAGGGACAUAAAAAUGAAUCUCGACAGACUUCGAAAGCGAGUAAGGCAGUACAUUGACCAGCAACAAUAUCAAAGUGCUCUCUUUUGGGCCGACAAGAUAGCAUCCCUCUCUCACGAGGAUCCCCAAGACAUUUACUGGCUUGCUCAGUGCCUUUACUUGACCUCACAGUACCACAGAGCCUCCCAUGCCCUCCGUUCGCGGAAACUUGACAAGUUGUAUGGAGCAUGUCAGUAUCUUGCUGCUAGGUGCCAUUAUGCUGCCAAAGAGUUCCAGCAGGCCUUGGAUAUCUUGGAUGCAGAGGAGCCAGCUAGUAGGAAGCUGUGGGACAGGAGCAUGAAAGAGGACAACACGACAUCAGAGUCAAACAAGGACUGGGACAUGUCUCCUGCCUCUGUCAGCAGCUCCAUCUGCCUCCUGCGGGGUAAGAUCUAUGAUGCCAUGGACAACCGACCACUGGCCACCUCCAGCUACAAAGAGGCCUUGAAACUGGAUGUCUACUGCUUUGAAGCCUUUGACCUUUUAACGUCCCACCACAUGUUGACAGCGCAGGAAGAGAAAGACUUCCUUGACUCACUUCCUCUGAGUCAACAGUGCACUGAGGAGGAGGAGGAGCUGUUACACUUCCUGUUUGAGAAUAAGUUAAAGAAGUAUAACAAGCCCAGUGAUUUGGUGGUGCCAGAGAUGGUCAAUGGACUUCAAGACAAUUUGGAUGUAGUGGUGUCUCUUGCAGAGAGGCAUUAUUAUAACUGUGAUUUCAAGAUGUGCUACAAACUCACAUCAACGGUGAUGGUCAAAGACCCUUUCCAUGCCAACUGUUUACCAGUCCACAUAGGAACUCUAGUAGAGCUCGGGAAAUCAAAUGAGUUAUUUUACCUCUCACACAAACUUGUAGACCUGUAUCCCAACAACCCGGUGUCCUGGUUUGCUGUCGGCUGCUACUAUCUCAUGGUUGGCCAUAAAAACGAACACGCUCGGCGAUACCUCAGCAAAGCCACCACGCUGGAGAGGACGUAUGGUCCUGCAUGGAUUGCCUAUGGACAUUCGUUUGCAGUGGAGAGUGAGCAUGACCAAGCAAUGGCUGCCUAUUUCACUGCUGCACAGCUGAUGAAAGGGUGUCACCUCCCCAUGCUCUACAUCGGCCUGGAGUACGGUCUGACCAACAACUCCAAGCUGGCCGAACGUUUCUUCAGCCAGGCUCUUAGCAUCGCUCCAGAGGACCCGUUUGUCAUACACGAGGUGGCCGUGGUUGCCUUUCAAAACGGAGACUGGAAGACGGCAGAGAGGUUGUUUCUCGAUGCAAUGGAGAAGAUCAAAGCCAUAGGGAAUGAGGUAACUGAUUUAAUCAAAAAGGUCACUGUGGAUAAAUGGGAGCCCCUGUUAAACAACCUGGGUCAUGUGUGUCGGAAAUUGAAAAAGUACGACCAGGCGUUGGAGUACCACCGUCAGGCUUUGGUGUUGAUCCCUCAGCACGCCUCCACCUACGCCGCCAUCGGAUACGUGCACAGCCUAAUGGGCGACUUUGAGAGCGCUAUCGACUACUUUCACACGGCACUUGGACUAAAAAGGGACGACACCUUCUCUGUGACCAUGCUUGGCCACUGUAUCGAGAUGUACAUCGGUGACACGGACGCCUAUAUAGGCACAGACAUCAAUGAUAAGGUGCGAGGCAGCCUGAACACUCCUGCACUGAUGAAGAUGCUGAACACCGCAGAGUCCGGGGAGCUCAUGGCCACACCGAGGAUGGAAGACACCAGCAUCACAUCCAUGGAAACGCCACUCUCAAAUCAGGACAAGAUGAUGCUGGAGACGCCACUGCGGCUCUCCUUGACCCUGGAGUGUGACAUGUAUGAGAGUGACGUCAUGUUAGACACCUUGUCUGACACCAGCACGUGAUGUCACCCUGUGUGCAGGUGGAACUGUCGAAGCAACAGGUCGUCAUAGGUACACAUAUCCGAGCCCAAUGAAUAAAACUAAAACUGUGGCACCCGUCAUCCACUAAGGGUUUCCUGUGGAUUCCCCGUCUUGUGCAUUAGAUGUGAUCGUUUCUGUAAGGGUAUGGACAUAGAACACGCCAUUUUGAAUUCUAUGGACAUGACUACAAGUGAGUGAAUUAAGCAAGAAUGCACUUUAAAAGGGGAAUUAACACGAGCCUUGGUAUAGGUUUAGUUUUGAACCUUGGGUUAAGCCUGAAGACGCUGGGAACAUGUGUUUCCUCUGACGCUUGACUGAACGGAGCAAACACAGCCGAACACCUCACAUCAUAAAAAAGACUCGUCACCUAUUAUUACUGCCUAUGGCAGGACCCUCCGUGUUGCUCAACCUGUGGAUUUACACCUUGAAUAAAGAGCCAGCUUAAAUACAAGCAGUUUGAAUUAAAAAAAAUCUUCUUGGUAAUUGAUCAAAUAAACCAUGCAUUUAUCUUAA
Messenger RNA from Labrus mixtus (cuckoo wrasse), 2579 nucleotides. RefSeq names its product cell division cycle 16 homolog (S. cerevisiae) (gene cdc16). Lineage: Eukaryota; Metazoa; Chordata; Actinopteri; Labriformes; Labridae. Gene Ontology annotation, molecular function: protein binding. The coding region runs from base 168 to 2048 and encodes 626 amino acids. The transcript has 18 exons. Gene Ontology annotation, biological process: cell division. The record is from RefSeq and is a predicted model, not a curated record.